AUGAGGGGACGAACAUUAAGAGGAGAGAAGAGAACACAGAACUACAGGUUUAAAAGGGCGGGGCCGGCGUCUCGGGGCGGCCGCGCCGAGGGGGCGGACGUGACUCGCAUGCGAGCGGGGCCUGGGCGCGCGGCGCUCGCGAGGAGGCGGCGGCGGCCGCCCGAGCUCUCGCCGCUGCCACUGCCGCUACCACCGGCUCUCCUCCUCCGCCCGGGCCUCCUCCCGCUCCGCCCCGGCCUCCUCCCGCUCCGCCCCGGCCUGCGCCGCCGCCCUGGGGCCCUCAGCCCCGGCUCCCAGGGAGUUAGCCCCCCGCACUGGGCGUACAGCACAAAGGCCGGCGGCACCUGGGGCCCUAUAGCGGGGCGCGCAGUGGAGACCUGGGCUGCCCUCACGCCCGCCGUGCAGUGGCGCGGGGGUAGUGGUGCGCCCGGACGAGCGCGGAGUAGGGGCCAGGGCUGCCGAGCGCGGGGAAGGGUGCAGCCCUCGGGGACCCCGGGGACCUCGGCGGGUCUCCACCCCUGGGAGAAGACGCAGAGCAAGCGCGAAGGUUGGGGGCGAGAUAAGAUGAAGAACGAAGCCCAUAUGAAUCAUAAGAGACAGUUUAAUCAGUGCAUGACCAAAAUCAAACAGAGUAAACUGUGUCAUCAUGGAGGUCUGCCCAGGAAAUCCCCAAAAUACAGAAGGAUCAGAAGUAGAUGGAAAUACCGUCAUAGAACAUCUCUCACAAGUGUGUUAUAAGAAUGACAGGGAAGCUACAGGUUACAACAGAUUUGUGAACUCAGCCAAGGACAGUGGUGGCAGGGCCUAGCCGCUACAAAGAAGACAUGUUUUAGACAAAUACUCGUGUAUGGGCAAAAAACUCGAGGACUGUAUUUGUGACUAAUUAUGUAACAGAGUAUUUUAGUGUCUGUUCUGUGGAAAGUGUAAAGCAUUCCAACAAAGGGUUUUAAUGUAGAUUUUUUUUUUUUGCACCCAUGCUGUUGAUUGCUAAAUGUAAUAGUCUGAUCGUGAUGCUAAAUAAAUGUCUUUUU
Molecule: messenger RNA, 1031 nt
Organism: Nomascus leucogenys (northern white-cheeked gibbon)
Lineage: Eukaryota; Metazoa; Chordata; Mammalia; Primates; Hylobatidae
Source: RefSeq, a predicted model, not a curated record